Spinacia oleracea (spinach) is the source of this 1268-nucleotide messenger RNA. RefSeq lists its product as uncharacterized. The transcript has 11 exons. Lineage: Eukaryota; Viridiplantae; Streptophyta; Magnoliopsida; Caryophyllales; Amaranthaceae. The coding region runs from base 97 to 1062 and encodes 321 amino acids. The record is from RefSeq and is a predicted model, not a curated record.
AAAGUUUCCCAAACUUGACUUGAGACUACGUAUUCAUUUUUGAUUUGCAAUCGAAAUUCACAGAUAAUGCGCGGUAGCUCGACUUAAGCUCUGAAGAUGGCUAUGGCGAUGCAAACUGGGGUUGCCUCCUCCAAAGUUCUAAUCCUUUUGGGAGCAGGUUUGACUGGUUCAGUAAUUCUGAAGAACGGACAAUUAUCUGAUGUCCUUCUGCAUCUUCAGGAAUAUAUAAAAGGCAUCAAUGAUGUUGAUUUCUCUUCAACCAAAAUUGAUCCCGUAUUUCUUGCAGCACAGAUUCGCCAAUUGGCUCAGGAGAUUAGGGAGUUAUCUCUGUCGAAUCCCAUUACUAUAAUGAAUGGAGGAUCUGGUUCUAGUGGGGGCUACGGUUCCUAUUUGGUGCCAGCCGCUGCUCUUGGAGCAAUGGGAUACUGUUACAUGUGGUGGAAGGGAUUGUCAUUUUCAGAUGUCAUGUUUGUGACAAAGCAAAAUAUGGCAACUGCUGUUUCUAGUGUUUCCAAACAGCUGGACAACUUGACUGAUGCAUUGGCAACGACAAAAAAACAUUUGUCAAAGAGGCUGGAGACCUUGGAUUGGAAGCUGGAAGAGCAGAAAGAGAUCUCUGGUCAGAUACAUGAUGAUGUUAUUGGUGUCAAGUCAAACAUCUCCCAAAUUGGUUUUGACAUUGACUCAAUCCGUGAAAUGAUAAAUGGACUGGAAGGAAAGCUUGAACUUCUUGAAGGUAAACAGGACUUGACAAAUUCAGGUGUAUACUAUCUAUGCCAAGUAGCCGGAGGAAUCACGGGGGGACCAAAUGCUAGACUUGUCCAGGACGUCGGCUCAAAGCUUGACCCACCAAAAGUUACAUGCGAGGACACCUCUCGGAAGGGCCUGCAAUUCUUAACGGAUUCAACUUUAUUUGAAAGUGUUGUGGAGAAACCACUUACAAGCUCUAAGGUAGACGAUUUUGAUCGAGUUGCUGUGAAAACUGUUUCUUCUGCGAAAGUGAAAACAAGAUUACACAGGUCCUAUCCAGUUGGAAUUUCUCUGGCACAUGAUAUUAUUUGAGUUGAUUAGUGAUUACUCAUUAUCCAUUUUAUAAUUAGCUGUGAGUGAAGAAAACUUAUUUUUAUUGAUGCUUCUCGGGCUAAUUGCUUGCUGGAGGUACAUAUUAUGUAUCUAUUUAUUGGUAUUCUUGCUCGAUUUUGGUCUUGUAAACUGUUUGUAACUGUAUAUUGUGAAUAAGAGAAAAACUUGGCAUUGCCAAAACUUAA